Suillus subaureus is the source of this 1370-nucleotide messenger RNA. Its product is annotated as VIT family-domain-containing protein. Gene Ontology annotation, biological process: intracellular manganese ion homeostasis. The record is from RefSeq and is a predicted model, not a curated record. Bases 318 to 1226 code for a protein of 302 amino acids. Gene Ontology annotation, molecular function: manganese ion transmembrane transporter activity; iron ion transmembrane transporter activity. Lineage: Eukaryota; Fungi; Basidiomycota; Agaricomycetes; Boletales; Suillaceae. The transcript has 5 exons. Gene Ontology annotation, cellular component: fungal-type vacuole membrane.
GAGAUAUGUCGUAGCAGCACUGCAACUGUUGAGAUCAGAGACCAACUGCCGCGGAGGAGGUUUCAAGGAAAGUUAACGCGAUUCUAGCGAGCUCUAUUUCAAUUUUGCAUCUUGGAUGUAUGAUCGCCGAUGCAAUGCGCUUCUGCCAUACUGGUGUGUCAAAUAGCCAUGAUUUGAUUGGCUAAUGUCACCCGGGGAACGUUCAUUCUAUGAUGACUUCAGCCGCCUCGUACCCGUCAUGAUAUCAUAUAUAAGCUCCCUCACUCCCAUAAAUUCUUUACUGUCUUCGCUGGCUACCCGUUCACCCAACUCACAAGAUGUCUAACAGCACUACCACAUCCGCGGUUGUCCUACCGAACAGAGAUGCCAUGUCUGGCAGCAACAAAUCGCAACCAGUGUGGUCACUGGAAUCCAACGGAACCUUGACUCCACCACUCAAUGAAAAAUGUGAUAGAGUUGGCCGCCAAGACGGUAUAUGUUGCAAGGAACUCAAGGACGAAGACGAUAGAACUCUGAUAGAUCCUGAUGUUAUCCGCGACAUCAUUAUUGGCUUGUCAGAUGGCCUGACCGUUCCAUUCGCGCUGACAGCUGGUCUGUCCGGCUUGGGGACAUCAAGAUUAGUCGUUGUCGGCGGCCUUGCAGAACUCAUUGCCGGCGCCAUAUCGAUGGGAAUAGGUGGCUUCCUUGCAUCCCAGGCUGAGCGGGACCAUUAUCUUUGCAUCGGGGAAAUGGAGAGAGAGGUAUACGCUGUUUUGGGUCCCGUCGGUGUCGAUGAAUCAGCCUCUCAGGCUGUCGCGAGUUGCCUGCGGAAAGCAGAGGAUGAGUCUGGGCUCGACGGAAGUACACCAGCACCUGCCGAUGAGGAGAAACCAUCGCGGGGGAUGAAAAGUGAACAUGGGCUAACGCCUUUCCUACUGAAAUUUGGAGAGGGAUUAGACUAUACAUCUCUCGCGUUUACCAUCGGGAUGGGAUACCUGUGUGGGGGUAUCAUCCCCCUUCUCCCAUAUUUCUUCAUUUCCAAAGCAAUCGAUGCACUGAAGAUUUCUUGCAUAAUUACUGGGAUAGUUCUUCUGAUAUUUGGUACGGUCAAAGCUCGAAUCACGGGGGCAGCGAGGAAUUUCUGGGGAUAUAUUUGGGGAGCAGUGAGUACGAUGGCUGUUGGCGGGUUCGCUGCCGCUGCAGCAUACGGGUUGGUGGUCGCAGUGGAAUCAUCGUCUAUAUCGUAGCGACGCUUGGUCGCGCCAGUCUUCGACUCCGCUGUUCCAGAUGAUUAUUUAGAUGAUUCAAAUGUGUAUCAACUUCGACAUGGUAGACUAUGUACCCUAGCUAGCAAAACGUGAUGUUUCAGGUGCUGAAUACAAAAAGAUUUU